UCCGGAUAACAACACGAUCGCUUCCUUACAGACCAACGUGGUUACAACUAGUUCUCAGUCAGUCUUCAUUCAGGUCAAAUGGUAAUAAUCCGUUUGCGUGCUAAAAAAAAUUGAUAUUUGACUAACAUUGCGUUUGGCGUUUUAAAGGACUUUAUUGAACGCCCCAAUAUGGGGUUAUUCAAUAAUGUUUCUAAGCACAGGUUGCUAUUUAUGAGGAUGUGGAGAUUUCCCAAGGUUGUGGACUCCUACUUUGCCUACCAUAAGGACAACAGAGUGAACAAUUUCAAGACGCCCAGCAAGUCUAAAAUGUCAGGAGGAAGGCUUCCUAAUGAUCAAGCAUUGCCAAAUAAACGUAAUAAUCAAAGACGGAUAUCGUCAGAGCUUCAGAAGCUGGCUGUGGAGGACUCGUCUACACAGUGGGAAAAGACUGGGAGACUCAAGCCACCUAUGGAGUCUUCAAACCAGCAUGAGAUUGUCUUUGGAGUCGCUCCUUGUCACCUGGCUCUCACUCAGACUCGCCGGAAGGCCCUGAAGCUAUUCGUGAAAGACGGGGAGGCCUUGCACAGGUCAUCGCUCCACAAGGUUUACGAGGAGGCUCACCGGCGUCAAGUUCCGAUCCAGCGGGUCAGUAAGAAAGACCUGGAUAGAAUGGUUUUGGGUCGGGUUCAUCAAGGAGUUUGCCUGCAAGCUACUCCAUUGAGCUACCUGACUGAAGACUCGGCCCCGAGUUCAAAGUCCACAUCUCUCUGGCUAGUCCUGGACGGGAUUCAAGACCCGAUGAAUCUUGGAGCCAUCUUGCGCUCUGCGUAUUUUCUUGGCGUGGACCGGGUGGCCAGCAGCAUCCGUAACAGCUGCCCUUUGACCCCAGUGGUGAGCAAGGCCAGCGCCGGCAUCAUGGAAGUGAUGGGCGUGUACGGGUACAAAGACCUGGAGGACAUGGUCCGGGUCAAGACGGCGCAAGGCUGGCGGGUAGUCGGUACCGUGGCGGCCGAGGCGCCGGAAUCCAACGUUCCCGUCAUGCCGUGUUCGGACUUCCGAAUGACCGCGCCGACCUUGCUCCUGAUUGGAGGAGAGGGUGAUGGAUUGUCCCGGAAGCUUUUGGGUUUGUGUCAGACGCUUGUGACCAUUCCAGCUGGGAGACAGCUUCUACCUGGCAUAGAGUCGCUCAACGUGUCUGUGGCCACUGGGAUUCUACUGCACUCGCUUUUGGCUUCCAUCAGGAACUGACACUGCAGUUUUCACGAUUUAAAAUUGGUCAUUUUAACAUUUACCUGGUAUAAAGCACAUGCCUGGUGUCUGUUAUCUUUAUAAUGGUUAUGCAAGUGGUAAACAUUUAUGGCAGUGGGUUAAGUAAGGACUUAAGAACAUUUUUUUUUUUAACAGUUUGCCUCAGAUUUUAAAACAUCCAGUUAAGAUCGUGUCGAAUUCUACGGAGACUGGCGGAGCACUCACUGUCAGUUAAAAGAUGGCUUAUUUGACGUGUACACAGAAAAAACAUUUGACAGAGGACAAGCUUACCGAGUUCUCGACCAUACUGUUGUCAGCCAUGUCUGCAGAUACCGUAAAAAAGAAUGCAACAGAAACUCUGCAAUAGAAACUCGGCAGCAAACUGUCUGUACAACCCACACGAACAAGAAGGUCAAAUCAAAGCCACGCUUUAAAAAAGGGUAAGUAGUCACAUGAUCUUGUUGCGUGCUGGUUUAAUGACAAAGACUACCAUCAAGGCGAAAUGUCACUAAGUGCCAAUCAAAGGAGUUUAUCCAAAACACGAGAUCAACAAAUAGAAGAGGAUGGCAAUGUGAUAACAAUGAUGGCUAAAGACAAAUAAAUACUUUGUGCUUCUGAA
Syngnathus typhle (broad-nosed pipefish) is the source of this 1846-nucleotide messenger RNA. It is a transcript of the gene mrm1, whose product is annotated as mitochondrial rRNA methyltransferase 1 homolog (S. cerevisiae). Gene Ontology annotation, molecular function: RNA binding; RNA methyltransferase activity. The record is from RefSeq and is a predicted model, not a curated record. Bases 169 to 1227 code for a protein of 352 amino acids. The transcript has a single exon. NCBI's taxonomy places the organism in Eukaryota, Metazoa, Chordata, Actinopteri, Syngnathiformes, Syngnathidae. Gene Ontology annotation, biological process: rRNA methylation. Gene Ontology annotation, cellular component: mitochondrion.